UAUUCAAACUUGCUUGAGAAAUGGUUGAUGGCUGCUGGCGUCCUGGCAGCUCUGAUAGCUGGACUCUGUAUGCCAGCCAUGUUUAUUCUCUUCGGUGAUGUUACAAACGCUUUUGUUUACAAUGACUUGUUAAGUAGCAUUGAUAAUACAACAAACAUUACAUUAUACAUCGGUGAUAUCCCGGAAAAUGUAACAUUGGACGUGGACGAAAUUAUAGAAAUGAUCAAGGAGAAAUACGGAAUUAAGGACUUCUUUGAAGAGGUAGUAAGAUUUGGAGUAGGAACAAUUGUCAUAGGUGCAAUCCAGAUGGUGAUGGGUUACAUAUUUGUGACAGCUAUGAACUAUGCUGCAGAGGGUCAGGUAUAUAGGCUUCGGGGAAUGUUCCUGCAGUCCAUUCUCAAACAAGAAAUUGGCUGGUUUGACACUCACCAAACAAAUGAUUUUGCUAGCAGAGUGACUGAAGAUCUGAACAAAUUGCAAGAAGGUAUUGGAGAGAAGGUUGGCAUGUUCUUGUUCUUCAUGACUAUAUUUCUUGCUUCAAUCAUCAAUGCUUUUAUUCAUGGAUGGGAGCUGACUCUAGUUAUCCUCUCAGUUUUCCCUAUUCUGGGAAUAGCAACUGGUAUUAUUGCAAAGGUUCAGUCAAGUCUGUCAAAUGUAGAGAUGAAGGAAUAUGCAAGAGCUGGGAGCAUAGCAGAAGAGGCAAUCUCUGCCAUCCGAACUGUGGUGGCCUUUGGUGGGGAGAACAAGGAAGUGUCUAGAUAUGAUGCAAAUUUAGUUCAUGCAAAAAAAGCUGGAGUGAAGCGAGGUCUGAUGACAGGAUUUGGAAUGGGAUUAAUGUGGUUCAUCAUUUAUGCAGCUUAUUCCUUGGCUUUCUAUUAUGGAACAGGACUCAUUCUUAAAUCUCGUGAAGGAGAUGGUUCAUUUGAUCCUGCAAAGCUCAUCAUUGUGUUCUUCAGUGUUCUGAUGGGAGCUAUGAAUGUUGGUCAGGCUGCACCAUAUGUAGAAGCCUUCAGUGUUGCCAGAGGAGCUGCUAGUACUAUCUUCGAUAUAAUCGAAAGGAAAUCAACCAUUGAUCCUACAAGUUCAGAUGGAGAGAGACCACCCACUGUAGAGGGAAUCAUUGGUAAGGUUUUUAAAGACAUAAUGUAUAUUUUUUUAAUGUAUAUGUACUGUACAUAUACAAAAAAUACAGGUAAUUCUGACAUAUGCCUUCCAGCAAUUAUAAUCAUUUCUUCCCUGACAAGUUUUUUUUUUCUUCUUCUUUUGCAGGCAGUUCAUGACGAUUUGUAA
Molecule: messenger RNA, 1290 nt
Organism: Cherax quadricarinatus
Lineage: Eukaryota; Metazoa; Arthropoda; Malacostraca; Decapoda; Parastacidae
Source: RefSeq, a predicted model, not a curated record